This is a messenger RNA of Callithrix jacchus (white-tufted-ear marmoset), 8046 nucleotides long. RefSeq names its product LON peptidase N-terminal domain and ring finger 3 (gene LONRF3). The record is from RefSeq and is a predicted model, not a curated record. Lineage: Eukaryota; Metazoa; Chordata; Mammalia; Primates; Cebidae. Gene Ontology annotation, molecular function: protein binding; metal ion binding; ubiquitin protein ligase activity.
UUCACGGAUAACCCUCCCAACCUGCUUCUUUUCCCUGACAGCAGCCAUCGCCCCCAAGAGGAAGAGCCUUAGGCGUCCCAGAAGACCUCGCGGACUGUGCAGCGGUUGGCAGAGGGGACCUGUUUGCUGGCCCGUUUGGAGAACUAGGUGGCCCCGAGGAAUAAGGCGAAGUGUAAAUACAAACAACCUCAUAAAGAAGCCAAGAAAAGCGAAGCCCAAAGAAGCAUGAGCAAGACUGUUACAAAACUGUCUGGUUUUGUAACAAUUUCCCCGCUGCCGGCCAAUGAGCAGCGUGGCGGCACGUCACGUGGUACCGUUUUAUAUAACACUUUGCUGAGACAAGACAGUUAUUAGGCGGCGCGGGGCGGCCGGCAUGGAGCUCCCGGAGGCGCGGCAGGGCCCAGAGUUCGGUAGCACGGCGGCGGUGGCCGCCCUGAUUUCCUCCAGCCGCCACUUCUUGCUUCGUGUUCCCGGUCCCUAGACGCCUUCCCCCCCACAACCGUGUCCCUCUCCCUAUGGAGUCAGUACGGACUGAACAGAUGCUGAGCUUGCCCGCCGAGGUCAGCAGCAACAACUUAGAUCCAGUGGAGCCGGCGGAGCGAGGGGCAUCAGCGGCCCAGGUAGACACGGGUCCCCACCCAGAGGCGGCUGUAGAGGGUCCCGUACCUCUACCGACGCGGGAGCGAGAGCAAGAGCAGUCUCCGGGGACCUCAACGCCGGAGAGCAAAGUCCUGCUCACGCAGGCAGAUGCCUUGGCGUCCCGGGGGCGCCUCCGGGAAGCCCUCGAGGUGUAUAGACAGCUCUCCGAGCGACAGCAGCUGGUGGCUGAGCAGCUGGAGCAGCUUGUGCGCUGCCUGGCGGAGAAAGUCCCACAAGGCGAGGCGCUCACGCCGGCGCCCCCGGAUGAGGGUAGCGCUACAAGCGGCGCCGUGGCGGCGGAAGAGACAGGAGCCGCGGCGGCCACCGAGGUGUGGGACGGCUUUAAGUGCCGGAAAUGUCAUGGGUUUCUGUCAGACCCCGUGUCCUUGUCGUGUGGCCACACCUUUUGUAAACUGUGUCUGGAACGUGGGCGGGCCGCCGACCGGCGCUGUGCGCUGUGCGGGGUCAAACUCUCCGCGUUGAUGGUGGCUACUGGGCGGGCGCGUGGAGCCCGGCGGGCUGGGCAGCAGCCGCCGCCGCCGCUGCGAGUCAACGUGGUGCUCAGAGGCCUUCUCGGCAAGUUGUUCCCUGGCCCGGCGCGGGCGUCGCAACUCCGGCACGAGGGCAACCGGCUGUACCGCGAGCGCCAGGUGGAGGCGGCGCUGCUCAAGUACAACGAGGCAGUUAAGUUGGCUCCAAAUGACCACUUGCUUUAUAGCAAUCGGUCUCAGAUUUAUUUCACCUUGGAGUCUCAUGAGAAUGCGCUGCAUGAUGCAGAAAUAGCAUGUAAGCUCCGCCCGAUGGGUUUUAAGGCACAUUUCAGAAAAGCCCAAGCCUUAGCCACCCUAGGCAAGGUGGAGGAGGCACUAAGGGAGUUUCUCUACUGUGUAUCCCUUGAUGGAAACAACAAGAGAGCAAGAUCUGAAGCCCAAAGACUUCUCCUUAGUUUCUUUUCACCAACUGUCCCGGGGGACUCUCAGGAACAUUCUCCCAAUAUCCUGAAGCUGUUGGCACCUCACCCUAGAUUAAAGGAAGAUGUAGAGUCAAUGACUACUGAAGUUACCAGCCAUAAUCUGCCAAGGUUGUUACAGGACAAUCUGGAGCUCCCACACUGUUCUAGUCAGGAGGAAGCAGCAGCCAGGGGAGAUGGCAGCAGUCAGAGGAACCCAGCUAAGGUGAAGGGGGAUGGUCAGCAGCACCCCAUGAAAGACCAAGAAGCAAAGGAGGGGAAGCAGGAUGCUGCCUCUCCAGAAGCUGCUUCCAGCACGACUGGAAAAUGCCAGGGAAAGAAAAGGAAAUACUACCAACUUGAUGCCCAACAUGACACAGGGAUGUCUAAUAAAGGCUUCAAGCAAGAUCCUCCCACUGAUCAGGAGGCCACACCUGCUCUCAGUUUACCACUUGCAUCCUUCGACGCAUCUGACCUUGAAUGUGCUCUAUGUAUGAGAUUAUUCUAUGAGCCAGUCACAACACCUUGCGGGCAUACUUUUUGCUUAAAAUGCCUGGAAAGAUGCCUAGAUCACAACGCAAAGUGUCCACUGUGUAAAGACGGUCUUUCACAGUGCUUGGCAUCAAGAAAAUACAGCAAAAAUGUAAUAAUGGAGGAGCUAAUAGCUAAAUUCCUUCCAGAAGAACUGAAGGAACGAAGGAAGCUUUAUGAAGAGGAAAUGGAAGAACUUUCUAACCUUAAUAAGAAUGUGCCUAUUUUCGUGUGUACUCUGGCCUAUCCCACCGUUCCUUGUCCCCUGCACAUCUUUGAGCCUUGUUACCGCCUGAUGAUUCGUAGAUGCAUUGAGACAGGCACGAGACAGUUUGGCAUGUGCCUUGGAGAUCCUGUCAGAGGAUUUGCAGAAUAUGGCUGCAUCCUAGAGAUCAGAAAUGUUCAAUUCUUUGCCGAUGGCCGCUCAGUGGUUGACAGCAUAGGGAAGAGGCGCUUCAGGGUGCUCCAUCAGAGCCAGCGGGAUGGCUACAACACAGCCGACAUUGAAUACAUUGAAGACCAAAAGGUUCAGGGAGAGGCUUGUGCUGAGCUCAUGGGAUUACAUAACUCUGUCUAUGAGCAAGCGUCAUCGUGGUUUCAUUCGCUCAAAUCAUCCCUAAAGAAUCGGAUACUCAAUCACUUUGGUCCCAUGCCGGAGAAAGAUGCUGAUCCCCAGAUGAACCCGAAUGGCCCAGCCUGGUGCUGGUGGACAUUAGCAGUUCUACCUUUGGAAAGCCGAGCUCAGCUCCCCUUUCUAGCAAUGACAUCCUUAAAGGACAGACUGAAUGGUAUUCGACGAGUCCUGGCCUUCAUGUCCCGAAACCAAAACUAGUGAGUGGAUUACCGAAGAGGAGCUCCCACCUUCCCCACAGCCACUCGGGGGAGUCUUCUUGUAAAUAUAUCUAAUUGCAAUAAUAACAGAAGAGGGUGUCAAACAGAGGCAUCAGCCUGCUGUUGAUCACAUAGAAAAAUUUGAGUAGAAAGACCAAAAGAAUGUGACCUAUUUGAAACUUUCUGUCUUAAGAUGCUUCUUGACAUGCUGCAUAAUUGCAUAAACAGCAGAGGUAUUUAAGAGCCCAGAAAAACGUAAUUUGAUUUGAACAUUAAAAUUUCCAAAAGUUUAAAGGGGUUUUGCUUUAGUAUUCCUUUCCUAGAUCAAUGACUGCGUGGUUGAAAUGUGAAAACAAAGAUACUAAUAAUGUUGCUGUAUAAUUUCACUGACUUGAGGUCUCAUUCCAAGUGGUUCAGGUUUGUAGAGCAUUGUGUAAAAUAAUUUUCAUACUUCUUUCUGUUUUAAUAAUUUAUUUUUUGCACUACUGUAUUCUUUUUUUCUACAUGUGUGUUUGUAACUAUUUAAAAGUCCAUUGCUUUAUUUAUUGAUGUGGUUUACCAUGUACCUAGGGGGAAAUAACAAUACUAGAAGUGUGCAGUUUUUGCUUUAAUCUUUUUUUUAACUACAUUGACACUAGUUCUUAGACCAUUUCAAUAUCUAUCCAAGUGGAUGCUUAAAAGAAAUUCAGAAUGAUGCUAAGAUCAUCUGUCUUCAGAGUCCACUUUUUUUUCAGUUUGAACUAAACAGUAUAAAAUACUUAAGGGAUUUGCCCUAGAUUAUGGUAUAUGCGAAGGUAAAGUAAAAUAUUUCAUUUUCUGUGUGUAAUACAGAACAAAGCUGAAAGAAUUAUUUUUAUUAUAGCCAUUUGUUCCAGCAGUCUAAUUGUAAGUGUUUCUAAUUUCUCCCCAGUGCACUUAGGAAUGGGAUUUUAGGCAGGAUUAUAAUUAACUCUUCAAAGGAAAUGGUGUUCAGUGUGGCACAUCACAGCCAUGCCCAACUAGCCUUCAUACCACACCUCUCAUCAGGGUUCUAGGAUCAAGACCUGGGCAGAAACACUUGAUGAAGGAUUUUUUCUUAUUAAAAAUGUAAAUAAGCCAGAUAGAGUAGAACCCUUUAAUAAUCUUUUUAAAGAAACCAGAUGGCUGGGCAUGGUGGCUCACAUCUGUAAUCCCAGCACUUUGGGAGGCUGAGGCGGGUGGAUCACUUGAGGUCAGGAGUUCGAGACCAGCCUGACCAACAUGGUGAAACCCCAUCUCUACUAAAAAUACAAAAUUAGCCAGGUGUGGUGGCGUGCACCUGUAAUCCCAGCAACUCUGGAGGCUGAGGCAGGAGAGUCGCUUGAACCCGGGAGAUGGAGGUUGCAGUGAGCCAAGAUUGCACCAUUGCACUCCAGCCUGGACAACAAUUAUUUUAUCUAAGUACUGUCUUGCUCCUUAGUUGCAUGGGUGAAAUAUUUCAGUAUAGCAGGAGAAUACAGUGUAGGGAGUAAGAGUAAGUCCUUAUUUAGCUUGCUUAGUGCUAGUUUGAGUCCUUCAGUGGCAGGACAGCCUGCAAGGUACCACGAGUACAGAAGUAUUAUAUUGGCAGAGUGAAACAAUUAGAGCAGGGAGGAAAUGAAUUGUACUAUUUGUACCUUCAUGCAAAUUAUACCAUGUGAUUUUGGACAGUGAAUGAUUUUUGCAUCAUUCACUCACAACCCAUUGCUCUGUUAAGGUGAGAGGGUAAUGCUUGCUUCUCUCAUCACCAACUGUAGCUAGAAACAGGAAAGGGAGAAUGACAUGAUCCAGACAACAUAGAAAAGAUUCAUGUAAGCAGAAACAAGAUGAUCUUUUCUGCACUCACUUAACAGACAUUAUAUUGCCAGAGCAUUGUGUUUAUUAGAUUUGAUGUUUGGAGCUAGUCUGGGCAGGUGAACAAUGGAAAUAGAUGGACAUAUCGGCAUGAUUUCUGCCCAAGCAAACUCUACAAGGCUCAAGGAACAGAAAAGACUCCCCCUUCCACCUGGUUCCCAGACCAGGUGGUCAUAACACAAUCCUAAUAGAGUAGUUUCUUGCUAUCUAGUGUAAAUGCAACAAAGAAAAGGGCUGAAUGCUUCUUUACUUGUUAGAUAUGUUACUUCUGGAAAUUGAUUUAACUUUCGUCAAGCCCCAGUUUUCUAAUCUAUGAAAUGAUAGUGACAGUUCUGCAUAUAGGGUUGUGACAAAAAUUAAAUGAGAGAAUGUAUAAAUCAGUUAGCACAGUGUCUCACACCUAGAAUUCAUUCAAGAAAUAAUAGCUACUAUUAGAUUAGUCGUAGUUAUCGAAUAUCAUCAAGAGCCUACAUUUGUGUAAAACACUGCCUUUACACACAGUAUCCACUUGAAACCCCUUUAAACUUAGUUGGAGGGAUCCAUGCCACUGAUUUUUUGACCCAUAAUUUGAUGAUUUACAGAUAAUUAUUUUGGGAGUUAAAUCUGUUUGUGAACAUGAAGUAACUGGAGAACAAAUGAAGGUUAGAGAUAGGCAUCAUUCCUAUACCAGAAAAGUUUCUCCCACUUCUCAAUAAGGGCUAAAAAGCUUGUAGGUCUAGGAUUUCCUUCCUUCCUUCCUUCCUUCCUUCCUUCCUUCCUUCCUUCCUUCCUUCCUUCCUUCCUUCCUUCUUUCCCUCCCUCCCUCCCUCCCUCCCUCCCUCCCUCUCUCCCUCCUUCCUUCCCUCCUUCCUUUUGUUCUUUCUUUUCUUUUCUUUCUCUUAUGCUGUCACCCAGGCUGGAAUGCAGUGGCUCAAUCUCAGCUCACUGCAACCUUCGCCUCCCAGGUUCAAGUGAUUCUCCUGCCUCGGCCUCCCAAGUAGCUGGGAUUACAGGCAUGCACCGCCAUACCUGGCUAAUUUUUCUAGUUUUAAUAGAGAUGGGAUUUCACCAUGUUGCCCAGGCUGGUCUCGAACUCCUGACCUCAGAUGAUCCACCCACCUGGGCUUCCCGAAGCGCUGGGAUUAUAGGCGUGGGCAUGAGCCACCACGCCCAGCCUAGGAUUUCUGAUAGAAUGGAAGCCUUAAGUUCUAGCUCCAUUAGAAUAACCAGCUUAUCACUCCUGUUCCCCAAAAUGUAUUGAAAACCUUACCCGUGCCAGAUGAUUAGAGUUUACAAUUUGUGACUUCUGUGCUUAGUUGAUGGUAUUUCUUUAUGUAGCCCAAAGUAACAGAUUCAACAAAAAUGUACUGAGAUCCCCAUAUACCAGGUACUGAGCCAGGUGAUCUCACAUACCUGAGCUCAUUAAAUCAUUCUCCUGUCAAUCCCGUGAGAGCAGUUAUUAUCCUCAUAUUAUGGAUGAGAAAACUGAGCCUCCACUAUGUUAAAUACUUUGUCUAGUUGCAAGGCAGGAUGCAAGGCUAAGCUUUGGCUUUCUUUGGGAUGUACCUUAACAAGGUAAUCAAUUGGUCUUGACCAUUUUUACACUGGGAAAUUGGUUUUUUUGUGUAGCUCGGGAAUUAAGGGUAUAUAGAAGAAAGACAUAAAGCUAAAUCUAGGCCAGAAAAAUAAGACUUCCCCACCAUAGAUAGUGCCACUUAUUUGAUCCUUCUGUCUAUCACGACUGACCCAGUCUUUGCCUACUAGGUCAUUUUUGGUUAAUUUUUGUAUGUCUGUACAUGUGUGUGUGUGUGUGUGUACACACACAUAUAUAUACUACGUAGCAAGCAGACAUCAUGCCUUUCUGCUUUGUACUGUACUACUGCUGCUAGCAAAUAACCAGCAAAAUGUAGAAAAUGAAAAACAAACCAAUUUUCUGUAGACAACUUGGAAAAAAGAGUGCCUGCCCCUGACUUAGUUGGGCAGAGAAUGAGUAUUUGUAAAGUUUGCCUUUUCUGAAGGCCAACUGCUUCUAGCCCAGUGCUGCCUUGGCAAAGAGGGGCAAGCCAAGUCAUUGCACAUGUGGCACUUCCAGCUCUACCUGUGGAGCUGGCCCGGGCUCAGUUAAUCCCCUGUGACUGGCCAUUGGAGCAGCGGAGCUCCUGAGGCUGGUUCACAGCACCCAGAGGUCUCUCACUGUCAAUAGAUUGCAUACUGUUGACAGACUGCAAUGCAUUGGGGAGGACUGUGUUCCCCACACCAACUCUAUUUCCAAGAUGGGAGUUUUAUUCAGGGACUCAUUCCUUGAGUUCCCAACAUGUUGACUUCGCAUCCAUUUCUGCCCCUCAAGGCAGAAUCAUAGCAGUGUUGUGCGACAAAGAUGCAAAUGAAGGGCAGCCCAAACAAUGGAAAAGGGGAGGUUUUCAAUCCAUUCUUGGGGCCGAGGAAUGAAGUUUUGAUUUCUGAUAGAGGACCAUUCUAAAAAGUGGCAGCAUGGCCUUCAGUUUGUGCCCCUUCUGAGUACAAAGAGAAGGAAGGAAAAGGAGCCACAUAAAAGGUACGCAUUCAAUUCAUCUUAGAAUGACAGCUCGCACCUUAUUACACUGUACAACUAUUUAAUAAUCUGAGUUAUGCACAUCCAGAGGGGAAAUGAAGAAAUUUUCACUUACAAAUGUGUAUUUCCAAACAUGCUGAGUUAACCUCCAGAGAGAAGUGCCUGUAAUCUCUGUUCCUGGUGUCACUUUAAAGCUUUUGCUUCAUGACUCUGUAGCUGUUUAAAAUGUUUUUGCAGCCAACGUGAUUUAACAGAAGUUUACAAAGCAACACUGUAGCUAAUGUGUAAUUUUAAAAGUGGAUUAACAUUGAUUAUUGUUAAAGCAACACUAAUAAAUACAAGGAAAGCAAAUAUGUCAAUGUGGCAUCAUAGGCUUAUUUUAGAUAAACUAGUUACAUCAUAUACAUUUGUAAGUAAUGCCAGGAUUAAAAUAUCAAGCAAGCCACGUAAACAGUGGCAACCGUGUGUGUGUUUAUUUCCUAUUUGUUAAGCAGCCAUUUUACUCUUGCACUGUAACGAAGUGAAGGGAAAUAUAAGAUAAUGCUUUUUUCCCCCAUGUUGCUAUUCAACUACCUCUAUAUGCUUGAUUUUUUUUUAGGAUUCCCUUCCUCCAAAUCUGUACAAAAACAUUUCAGCUCAUCUAUGUUGUAAUAACAAUGUGAUACAGUCUGUGUGAAAGUUGUUUGUUCAUUAAAAAAUGUUUCCUAUUGCCUCA